Molecule: messenger RNA, 3272 nt
Organism: Alosa alosa (allis shad)
Lineage: Eukaryota; Metazoa; Chordata; Actinopteri; Clupeiformes; Clupeidae
Gene: srms
Product: src-related kinase lacking C-terminal regulatory tyrosine and N-terminal myristylation sites
Exons: 8
Coding region: 365-1846 (493 amino acids)
Biological process (GO): cell surface receptor protein tyrosine kinase signaling pathway; innate immune response; cell differentiation
Cellular component (GO): extrinsic component of cytoplasmic side of plasma membrane
Molecular function (GO): non-membrane spanning protein tyrosine kinase activity; signaling receptor binding; ATP binding
Source: RefSeq, a predicted model, not a curated record
CAAACCACAGUGAGCACCCUCCCUCGGCAGGCUCAAUGAAAUGUAUUUCUCAGCUCAGCCUCUCGAAAUUACACUCCACUAAACAACAUGCCGUUUCCGCAUUCCCACGACGCGCUUAGUUCUGUGAAUGUGAUCCAUCCAAACGCAGAACCGGUUCCACCUGAUCCCCAACUGCUGUGAAGUGCACUGCGAAAAAACGAAGAAGGGACAUCACAGUAGUGCUGUGUAGCGUCGUUCAACGAUCUGAGGAGAUAGCCUACUGUAAAAGAGCACUGAUUCAUUUUUACUUUUAACGUCGUGUUCAGCCCACGCAUACUCUGGAUACCUCCGCCGUUGCCGCGAGAGCCCGAGGAAUCGGCUUGGGAUGGAGGACUGUUGUCGCACUUGUAUGCCAUGUUGUAGUAGGAUAUGGAACUGGAUAUGGCCCGAAUUUCACUAUCCGAACAUAACACGACCAGCAGAAAUCCGGACAGUCUCAGGUGAUAUCAGUGUCCCAGCUCCCAAGAAAAAGCCAACGCAGCUUUAUGCGGCUUUGUUUGAUUUCGAAGCCAGGAGCGAGGAGGAGCUCACUGUGAAAGAAGGUGAUAAACUGUCGGUCAUCGAAAAGCGGGGUGAUUAUGUGCUUGCCAAAAAACUUACCGGCACAUUGGAGUCAGGACUACUACCGGCUAACUAUGUAGCUUUGGUUCAAGAUGAAUUUGCAAAAUACAAAUGGUACUAUGGGAACAUCAACAGACAGAAGGCUGAAAAACUUCUCCUGGCCCAACAGAACAAGAAUGGCUCUUUCUUGGUGCGCAUCAGCGAGAGCCACAGCGACGAGUACACCAUCUCAGCCAGAAAUGAAGGCCAAGUGUAUCAUUUUCGUAUACGCCGGUCAGCGAUUGGUGCCUACUUUGUGUCUGACAAGAUCUCCUUCGCCACUCUGGACGAGCUUAUCCGGUACUACCAGAGCAACAGCAAGAGCCUGGGCUGUCCCCUGGACCAACCGUGUGUUCAGCAGCGGGAGCUAUUCGACAUGGAGCCAUGGGAGCGGCCGCGGGAGGAGUUCAAGCUGCAGCAGAAGCUGGGGGAGGGGCACUUUGGAGAGGUGUGGGAGGCAGCAUGGACCAGCAAGAACCAGAAGGUGGCCAUCAAGAUGCUAAAACAAGAGGACACCAAGCAGGAUGAGUUCAUAAAAGAGGUGCACGCGCUGAAGAACCUGCACCACCCCAAACUCAUCCAGCUGCUGGCCAUGGUCUCCCGCGGCGAGCCUGUCUACAUUGUCACCGAGCUCAUGAGCAAGGGCAGCCUCAAGUCUUACCUGGCCACCCCCGAAGGUCAGAUUCUGACCUCUGCCCAUCUCAUCUACAUGGCCAGCCAGGUGGCGGAGGGCAUGGCCUACCUGGAGGACCGGCACAUCGUCCACCGCGAUCUGGCUGCCAGGAACAUCCUGGUCGGUGAUGACCUCAUCUGCAAAGUUGCCGACUUUGGUCUGGCUCGCAUCAUAAAGGACAGCGUGUACACGGCCAGCAGAAGCACAAAGAUCCCUGUGCGCUGGACGGCCCCCGAGGCGGCCCUCUACCAGCGAUUCUCUGUCAAGUCAGACGUCUGGUCCUUUGGCGUGCUGCUCUAUGAGAUGAUGUCACGAGGGAAGAUGCCAUACGAUGGGAAAAGUAAUAAGGAGGUGCUUGAGAUCCUGGCAUCGGGCUACCGGUUACCCAGUCCGCACAAGUGCCCGCCCAACAUCUAUCGCAUAAUGCUGGAGUGCUGGAAUCCAGAGCCCUCGAAGCGUCCAUCCUUCCACGCCUUGCACAGCCAGCUGGAUAACAUCUACUCCAGACUCUACUUCAAAACCAUAGAAGUGUAAACGUCGUGGAGCGCGGACCAGUGGAGAAGAAAAUCAGAAAUGGAAAUGGGAUGAGGUCGAGAGAGAGACAGAGACAGAGAGACCUGUUUUAAGGGACUGUAUGGAGUCACUAUAUCACCAGUAUAUGCAAAUGGACACUUUUUUGUGAUGGCGUAGUGGUGUCCAUUUUUACCUUUAUAAUAUAUUUCACUUACUUGUGUUUCCUAAAGGUCAGUCCCAGGCUUUUAUUUAAUUCAUUUGUUUUUAAAUGAGGUUAUGUGCAAUAACAAGCCUGCAGCUACUCCAUGCUUUCUCUCAUGGUGUCCAAGGGUGAAGGGUGGGUGGGGAGGGGCACUGGAGUAUGAGUGGGUCUAAUUAGAGUAGUAGUCUUAGCAAAGCUGGCAUCCGGUUCAAUACAAACGAGCUUGAGAGGUAUUACUCAUAAUAUAGAUCUGAGGUUGAGAUGUUUCAGACAUGAUGGUCUGUUGAGCUCCAAAGUUAGCUGUGAGUCACCCAUCAUUCCCUGGCUUGUUCAAGGUUUUUUUUAAGGUGCACUCCAGCUACAUUUAAAUGGACUGACUUUCCAUCAAAUUUGCUUUUGAUUGAAGUAGUGUUCUAUUUUUAGUGGACAUAAAAGGACGGCUCUGGACUGAGCACUGGUGCAUCGCGAGAGUAUCCUUAGUAACACGCAGACUGAGGAGGAGUGACUGAGUUAUAGGCGUUACUUUAUGAGUGCAUAUUUUGAGAGGAGGUUUAUCAUUUGCAUUUUAACACAUAAGAAAUGUGUGAUUCAGUGGUGGACUGCUUUGCAUAGACCUUUGAAACCCCAUUAGUUCUGGAGUGCACUUUUCACCAGAGAGAGGAUCUAACGCAGAAUGUUACAGUGCUGGAAUUGGGCGAAUCCCCUCAGCAUCGAAGGCCAGCAGACAGGUCAUCAGAAGAGAGCCAAUGUUUACAGAGAACUCACGUGCCAGCCGUGGACUUUCUCACCACACCCAUACAGACACUCACGCACAUAUGUACACACUCCUCUGGGUUGGUGUGAAAAGCAGGAGUUCUAGCCAUUUAGAGUCUUUAUUAAGGAAAUGUAGCUGAAUAUGGCAUGUUGGUUUGUGCAUGGUUGCAUAUGGUGGUUGAAGUGUUUAAGUGACCCUUAAAAGGGGUAUUAUAAAUGUAUAUUUAAUAAUAAAUAAUGAAAUCUGUGGAGCAAUGCAAAGGUGUUAAAAAUGGAAGGACAUACUGUAUAUGGACUAUAAAUGGAAGCACAGGAGCCAUACAAUCAAAUUCUUCCUUAUAUUUUCUGUUCUUCCAACUUGUCAAAUGACUUUUAGUCUUCCUGAAGAUGUGUCUGUCAAAGAAAUUUUGCUUUUGCCAACGACCUUCUGAAGCAAGUCAUGAGUUGUCAAUAUGAAAUUAAUAUUUUUCAAUAAAUGUUGACCAACAUGUA